UACAAGGGAGCAGGCAGAGAAUCGUCGGGUCACACGCCAGGUCAGCAACGUGCGGGCAGCGAGGUACUGGAGGAGAAGGCAGAGAAUGGUCAGGGUCACAAGCCGGGUUCAGUAACUAGCGGACAGCACGGUACAGAGGGUCAGGCAGAAGGAUGGUCAGGCAAGCCAAGGGUUAAGCAGGAUACAAUCAGCAGGGUCAGGUACAAUGCAGAGGUCGGCAACGGGAGUAACACAGGAUCAGGUAUCAGGAACAGAGCACAAAAGACCAAAGGGCAAUUUGACAUACCUCUA
Staurois parvus is the source of this 291-nucleotide messenger RNA. NCBI's taxonomy places the organism in Eukaryota, Metazoa, Chordata, Amphibia, Anura, Ranidae. The record is from the annotation of a GenBank genome assembly.